Telopea speciosissima is the source of this 513-nucleotide messenger RNA. RefSeq lists its product as uncharacterized. The transcript has 2 exons. The record is from RefSeq and is a predicted model, not a curated record. Lineage: Eukaryota; Viridiplantae; Streptophyta; Magnoliopsida; Proteales; Proteaceae. Bases 1 to 513 code for a protein of 170 amino acids.
AUGCAGCAAGGAGAUGAGGGGUUGGAUGCGGAGGAGCAGGGUGAUGAUGUGCAUGAUGAGGAGACGCAUGGAGUGGAGCAGGGUCACAUCGAGGGCAUACACGGGGAAGAGCAGUUUGUUGGUGCACAGGAUAAAGGAUCGAAGAGACCUGUUAAGAAAAAGAGGGACUUGAGAAGGAGGGGUAGCAGCAAAAGCUUAUCAGCCCUUGAGUUUGAAGAGCUAAAAGAGUUCAUGGAUCUGAGUUUUGUUUUCUCUAAAGAAGAUAAAGAUUCAAGUUUGGUUUCUAUCAUUCCUGGUUUGCAGAGAUUGGGGAAAAAAUCUGAUGAAAAAGAGACAACUAUCGACGAAUCUGCAAUUCCAAGACCUUAUCUUUCUGAAGCUUGGGAUCUUCAUAAUCGAAGAACUGAAGAGAACCCAUUAAUGAAUUGGAGAUUUCCUGCUUCCGGUAGCGAGAUUGACAUAAAAUAUCAUCUCAAAAUUUGGGCUCACAUAGUUGCAUCUACUCUUGGGUGA